Messenger RNA from Pseudoliparis swirei, 2013 nucleotides. RefSeq names its product family with sequence similarity 49 member A, like (gene fam49al). The transcript is spliced from 11 exons. Gene Ontology annotation, molecular function: small GTPase binding. The coding region runs from base 589 to 1563 and encodes 324 amino acids. Lineage: Eukaryota; Metazoa; Chordata; Actinopteri; Perciformes; Liparidae. Gene Ontology annotation, biological process: regulation of actin filament polymerization. The record is from RefSeq and is a predicted model, not a curated record.
AGGAGGCUGGGAGGCCUCGCUCUCAGUCCGGAAACCAGGUUUUGCCUUUCAGCCGCCAUGUGUGAAGCCGAGCCCACGUCUUUAUCUUGCCGGACUACAGAUGAGAGCUGUGUGCUUGGCGCGGUUGCGUAAGACAGGGGCCACUUUGCUCCACUUUCACGCCGGCUGCCUGCUAACGUCGCGUGUGUUGAAGAGAAGCUGAAACAAGAGGCCAACAAACACACUUCCUAAUUCACAGAACGCCGUGUCCUAAUGCUCAGACAGCGGGCCCCGACAGACAUUUUUUUCAUGUAAUGUACAUUAUGGGCGGCCGGUUGAAGAGGAAAGGUGUUUGUUUUUUCCAUAUCCGUUUUGCCGCUCAUGGAUUUGUUGGCGCCUCAAGGCCACCGGCAAAAACCGAAUGGCAGCGUGACACAGAUGUUGUGUGACAAGACGAGGCCGGAGGAGCCCGGGAGGGUGCUGCUGAGUGGUGAAAUAGAGAAGUGAGGCGCAGAGGAGAGCUGCAGGGGAUUUUUUUUUGAGGAACCCAUUCUGACGUCAGAGAGACGAAAAAAGAGAGAGACGGCGCUUUCUCUAUUUGCGGGGCUCAUGGGAAACCUCCUGAAAGUGCUGGCUUGCGCCGAACUUGAGCAUGGCCCAAUAGUUUUCCUUGACUUUGAACAUGCUCAACCCACGGAGGCGGAGACAGCCGUGUGGAACCAGGUCAGCGCCGUGCUGGAGGAGGCUCACGGGAUCCUGGCCGAGCUGCAGUCCUACAACGGAGCGGGCCAGGAGAUACGAGAAGCCAUCCAGAACCCGGGCGACCUCGCUCUGCAGGAGAAGGCCUGGAACGCAGUCUGCCCCCUAGUGGCCAAACUGAAGCGCUUCUACGAGUUCUCCCUCCGCCUGGAGAACGCCCUGCGCAGCCUGCUGGAGGCGCUGACCAGCCCGCCGUACGCCCCCAUGCAGCACCUGGAGAGAGAGCAGGCGCUCGCCAAGCAGUUCGCUGAGAUCCUUCACUUCACUCUCAGCUUCGAUGAACUGAAGAUGACAAAUCCCGCCAUUCAGAACGACUUCAGCUACUACAGGAGGACCAUCAGCAGGAACCGGCUGAACAACCAGCAGCUGGAGGCGGAGAACGAGGUCAACAACGAGAUGGCCAAUCGGAUGUCCCUGUUCUACGCCGAGGCCACGCCGAUGCUGAAGACGCUGAGCAACGCCACCACCAAGUUCGUGUCCGAGAACAAGACCUUGCCCAUCGAGGACACCACGGACUGCCUGAGCACCAUGGCCUGCGUGUGCCGCGUCAUGCUGGAGACUCCUGAGUACCGCUGUCGGUUCACCAACACAGACACCAUGCUGUUCUGCAUGAGGGUGAUGGUGGGGGUCAUCAUCCUCUACGACCACGUCCACCCCGUCGGGGCCUUUGCCAAGACCUCCAAAAUCGAUAUGAAGGGCUGCAUCAAGGUGCUGAAAGAGCAGCCGUCGAACAGCGUGGAGGGACUCCUGAACGCACUGAGGUACACGACACGGCAUCUAAACGAUGACAGCACCUCCAAACAAAUCAGGGCCCUGCUGCAAUGAGGAGGAGGAGGAGCGAGGGAGGAAAGGAGGAGUGCACUUGGAGGAGAAAAGAAGAAGAAGAAGACGAGGAGGAGGAGGAGGAUGAAACCCGUUUGUUUACGACGAACAAAAAGGAAACUCGUCUCCCAGGCUCAAGAAAACCUGAUGAUAUUAAGAAGAGGAGAAAUAAUUAUAUAUAUUGUCAGCUGUCCAUCAUUCUGUCUCUCAUUUUGUAAAGUAUAGAAAAGAGAAGAAAGAGAAAAAGGCAGGAAAAGAAAAUAUAGAUAUAUAUGAAAAAAACAGGUGAACCGCAGCAGAGGAAAAGAAGUAGGAAUAAAGAUGAAAGAGGAAUAAAGAUGAAAGAGGAAUAAAGACGGUUAAAGACGUUAUAUUGCAACACAUUAAAAAAGUUCAGAAGCUGAAAAUGUACAAAAGAAAAUAAAAUAAAUAAAAAGGGUUCGUGUUCCAGCA